Dioscorea cayenensis subsp. rotundata (Guinea yam) is the source of this 3350-nucleotide messenger RNA. RefSeq names its product disease resistance protein RGA2-like. Lineage: Eukaryota; Viridiplantae; Streptophyta; Magnoliopsida; Dioscoreales; Dioscoreaceae. Gene Ontology annotation, molecular function: ADP binding. The coding region runs from base 694 to 2898 and encodes 734 amino acids. The transcript is spliced from 3 exons. The record is from RefSeq and is a predicted model, not a curated record. Gene Ontology annotation, biological process: defense response to other organism.
GUACCGAAGAGCUGUCUCCACAAUCUCUUUCUCCCUCUCGAUCUCGAGCUGUAAAGCCAUCUGUAUCCUCCACAAUCGCUCCUCUCUCUCUCUCUCUCUCUCUCUCUCUCUAUCUCUCUUGUUGCUGCUGCUGCCAUGGCUUCAGCUAGCUUGUCAGCCUUGGCAAGAUUUUUGCUGUCUCCUCUGCCUAACGUGGUAGUGGACAAAUUAUUCACUUAUUUAUUUGAUUAUCUAUCCGAAGAUGACCCAUCAUCAUCAUCAGCCACCGAUGCAAAUUCCCACAAUAUUUCGAAAGAUGAUUUGGAAGCCUUGAAGCGCUGCAUUGGCAACAUCAAGUUCAAUCUAAAUACAGCCAAACAGCUUCAGAAGCAAGACCAGAACCUCUCCCACUUGCUGACACAAUUCAAAGAUGUUGCCUAUGAGAUAGAAGACUCGCAAGAUGAAUUGGAGUACAGGGACCUGCAGAAAAAACUCGAGGAAGAUCAGCUAUCGCCGCCAGCCAUCUUCGUUAGCGAUCUGCGGAACAUUAUAAAACGAUUUAAUAGAAUUGAGUCUGAUCUAAGGCGUGCCGUUGAGAUAUCUGUGCAUAUGACCAAGCCAAAUCUUGGUUUACAGCAUGAACGAAUAACUUCAUCUGCUGUUACUGAAAGUAAAAUCUAUGGACGAGAGGAUGAAAGAAAGCAGUUAAUUUAAAUGCUGAAGAUGACAGGAGUUGGAAAUGUCUGUGUCCUGCCAAUUGUGGGGUUGGGUGGUACUGGAAAGACAGCUCUUGCUCAAAUUGUAUUCAACGAUAAACAAAUUGAAAAACAUUUUCAUUAUAGGACAUGGGUUUAUGAUUCUCAAGAAUUUGAUCGAGUGACUAUCACAAGAGAGGUCCUGGAAUCUGUUAGUAACAAUGAAUUCUCAUGCAGUACGAAUUUGGACAGUAUGGAAAGAAAGCUCAAAAAAGCUUUGGCAGGGAAGAGGUUUUUGCUUGUUUUGGAUGAUGUUUGGACUCAUGAUUGGAAAUGUUUACCAAGUUGGAAAGGUUAUUCAGGUUGGAAAGGUUUUACAGGUUUUCUAGAAUCUGCUGGUGCAGAGUGUGUCAAAAUUGUGGUGACAACUAGAAACUCAUCGGUACUGGAAGGGCGGCUAACUCCAGACAUAUUUACUCUGAAAGGAUUGAAGAAGAAGGAAUACUGGUCAUUUUUUGUAAAAUGUGUAUUCGGUGAGGAAGAAGACCCGGCUAAGUGCCCUGUUACGUUGCAAAGUAUCGGAGAACGGAUAGUGCAGAAGCUGAAAGGAUCACCUCUGGCAGCGAAAACAAUAGGAAGGCUCUUAUGGAAGGACACUAGAGAGGAGCAAUGGAUGCGUGUCUUGGAGAGCAAUUUGUGGGAAUUAGGGACUAAUACCGAUGAUAUCAUGCCUGCACUCGCAUUGAGCUAUGAUCAUCUACCUGACCAUCUUCAAAGGUGCUUUGUUUUUUGUUCUAUCUUUCCCACAAAUUACAUGUUCACAAUGCAAGAUGUGGUCUACAUGUGGAUAGCACAGGGCUUUGUAAGUUCAGAGACACCAGAAGACACAGGAAGAGAAUAUUUUGAUGAGCUAUUGUCUAGGCAUUUCUUCCAACCUUGCCAAGGUUCACCGUUCUUCAAAUUUCAUUCCUUAGCGCAUGAUUUGGCACGCUCAGUUUGCGCUGGUGAGUGUUGUUCAUAUGAUAUGAGAGACAUAUCACAUACUGUUCGGCACUUGUGGGCUCCAGGACUGAAUAGUAUUCAGCUUGAACCCCAACAGAAAAGUUUGCGCUCAUUUGUGGUGGGAAAAUUUGAAAGCAAUUUUCAUCUCUUCAAUCGAAAUGAAUUAAAUGGCAUAUUGCAUCACAAUAGUGCAGCAUUUAAAAGGAUCCGGGUGCUGGUGUUAAUUAAUUGUAAUGUGGUGUCUACAUUUCCUGAUGUUUUCAGUGACAUGAAGCACUUGCGGUACCUGGAUCUUUACAGAACCAGCAUCAUAUCGGCACCAAAAUCACUGUUUGUUCUUUACCACUUGAAAUUGUUGAGAUUACCGAAUAUUGAUGUACUACCAGAUCAAUUCCACAAACUCAUAAACCUUCGCUUUUUCAGAGUGAACACCGAAACUGUGACUAAAGACACAGUUCAUGCCUAUGAGAUUGAAUUUCCUGUGAAAAAGGAGAGUGGCUACAAGAUAGCACAGCUGAGGGACAUGAAUGACUUAAGAGGAACACUUGUGAUCAGAAAGCUCGAGAACAUCGACAACAAGGAAGAUGCAAGAAACGCCAAUCUACACAAGAAAUGCAACAUCGAGUGCCUGCGCUUAAUUUGGUCAAAUUCUGGAGAUGGCUGUGAGUCUAGUAUUGCAGAAGAAGUGCUUGAAAGUCUCCGGCCGCAUUCCCAACUGAAGAAACUACACAUCAAUGGUUACAUGGGUGUGAAUUCUCCCAGCUGGUUCAUGACACUUCAACUGGAAAGGCUUCAAACAAUAGAAUUCUAUGCUUGCAAGAAUUGGGCAACUCUUCCUCCACUCGGCCAGUUGCAGUUUCUCACCUUUCUAUCCUUAAAUGCCAUAGAUGACAUAACAAUUGAGGGUGAUGAUCAGGUUGUCUCUCCCAUAUUCCCAUUCUUGAAAGAGUUGGAAUUGAAGGAGGUUUCUGUGACUUUCAGAGGUAUGCCAUUGUCAGCAGGAACAGGUGGUUGCAGCUACUUUCCUUGUCUUGUUCAUCUCAGGAUUGUGUGCUGUGAUAGAGUUAGUGGAUUGCCAUGGCCAGUGUUGUCAGCUCUUCAAGUGCUACAAAUUGAAGAUAGUGAGGGUCUGGGUGAUCAAUUGCCAGGUUGCUUCAAAUACCUCACUUCUCUUAAACAUAUUGACAUUAAGGGACAAACAUGCAAUGCUCUUCAGUGGUGAAGGUCCUGGAAGUUAUAAGACAUUGUCAUCUAACUUAGCACUGAAAGAGAAAGAGAAAGAGAGAGUCAAUGGAGAUUGACAAUGCAGACUGAAAAGAAGAAGGAUGCAGACAGCAAUAAGUCCAUAUUGUUGAAGAGUUCACUCAGAAACUAAGCAAAGUUGACUCUUCUUUAUUAGAUUGGAUUACACUGUGUACGUAGAACAAAUUAAUCAAGUGCUGGUGUUUGAUUGGAUGUUUGUUUUGUUACUUUUGUGUGCUUUGUCAGCUUCCAUGUUGGCAAGCUUUUAAUGUUGUGUCUGUAUAUUAUGUUUCUAAGUUAGUGUCUAAGCUAAGCUCGUCACUGUAAGCUUCAUCAGUUAUUUGAACUUCUCUGCAAAGCUCGUCACUGUAAGCUUAAUCAGUUAUUUGAACUUCUCUGCAUCCUUGAGAGUGUCUUUUGAAUGUGUAUUUG